Molecule: messenger RNA, 554 nt
Organism: Gigantopelta aegis
Lineage: Eukaryota; Metazoa; Mollusca; Gastropoda; Neomphalida; Peltospiridae
Product: mitochondrial inner membrane protease subunit 1-like
Exons: 6
Coding region: 165-554 (129 amino acids)
Cellular component (GO): mitochondrial inner membrane peptidase complex
Molecular function (GO): serine-type endopeptidase activity
Source: RefSeq, a predicted model, not a curated record
ACCAAUCGCAAAGCGAAAGGAAGUAGAAUGAACAGCGUGGCAAGUUCGGCUUGUAGCUGUCAAAUUACAUCCACGUGGAAAGGUAUCUUCAUCCAUCAUGCCGUGUGUGUUUCAGGUAUCUUCAUCCAUCAUGCCGUGUGUGUUUCUCUAGUGAUGUUGGGAAGAUGACUGUCUCAAUGUUUGGCAGGAUCUUGUCAAAGACGGGAGGAAUUUUAAUUAGCAUUCUGCAGUAUGGAUGUAUCGCGCACUGUUCACUGGAAUUUGUCGUAGACUUUGUGUCUUGCAAGGGUCCAUCCAUGGAGCCCACAAUUCACAGCAGUGACAUCGUGCUGACGGAACACAUCAGUGUGACGAGACAGACCAUACAGAUAAAUUUGAGACCAGUGGUUCCUCGUGGUCACGUCUGGCUGGAAGGCGACAAUAAAGACAACUCAACGGACUCACGGACUUACGGACCAGUUCCCUAUGCUUUGUUACGCAGCAGAGUUUUCUUCAAGAUCUGGCCACCUAAGGACAUUGGUACUGUGAAGUUCUGUCCAGAUGAAAUGAACUAA